AUGUCCUCAGUCAAAACAGCUGCAAGGGAUUCAUUGAUACUGCCCCUUGGGCUUCCGCACCACCGAGCCACCACAGACAAAUACGAUAUCGAUUCCAACGACAAUGGGAAACCUUUAGCUGACGAGCAGCAUAAUACCAAAAAAUGUCUUCUUGUAAAUGGCCACCAACAAGCCAAUUCCAGCUCUCCGUUCAUCUCAGAACGUCCUAUCGAUCAGCCCCGGCCACUGAAGCUCAUCUACAUCGGUGCAGGCAUUUCAGGGAUUGUCGCUGCCAUUCAGUUUUUGAAGGCUGUACCUCACUUGGAACUGACUAUUUACGAGAAAAAUCCCGAACUAGGAGGGACAUGGUUCGAGAACAGAUACCCUGGCUGCGCAUGUGAUGUACCAUCCCACACUUACCAGCUAAGUUUCGAGUCGUGGACUGAAUGGAGCCACUUCUUCUCCGGAUCAGAAGAGAUUCUCGAAUACUGGAAACGUGUUGCCCAGAAGUACAAUGUUCGGAAGCAUAUACGGUUCAACCGGCGAUGCGUCGAAGCACGCUGGCACGAUACUAGGAGCCUAUGGACUGUUCAGGUCCAAGAUGUACUUACGGGGAAUAUUUUCGAGGACUCAGCUGACGUGUUGAUGAUUGGAACUGGCCUGCUGAACGAGUGGAAGUGGCCUUCGGUUUCUGGUCUGCAAUCCUUCAAGGGACAGCUUCUGCACAGUGCUAGCUGGGACGAAAGCUUUGAUCUUAGGGGAAAGAACAUAGCCGUAAUCGGCUCGGGAAGCACCGCAGUCCAGAUAGUACCCGCAAUUAUCGACAAAGUCAAGUCCAUGGACCACUACGUCCGUGGAGGGACAUGGAUAUCCAACCAACAUGGCAGCCCCCACCUUGCUGCGCGAACAAACAAUCAAGCUAUGAAUUUCCGAUAUACAGAAAAAGAGAAACAAGAAUGGCGGAACAAUCCAUCAUCAUAUCUCAAAUACCGCAAGGAAUUAGAGCUUGAGAUUCAGAGCCAAUUCGCCAUUUCCCAACGGGAUAGCGAUGUUCAGAAGACUGCGACAGCACAGCUCCGAGCAGGCAUGCGGGAUAGACUAAAAUCGAAACCAGAACUACUGGACCUCCUACUACCCGAUUUCCCUCCGCUUUGCAACCGAUUGACUCCCGCUCCUGGGUAUCUGGAGGCGCUAGUGUCACCGAAAGUCAAUGUCAUCGGUUCACCAAUUACUCGUAUUGAUGAAGCCGGUAUCGUCACUGCAGAUGGAGAACACCGCCCCGUGGACGCGAUCAUUUGCGCAACCGGCUUCGAAAAGAACCUAGGGGGCAACUUCCCAAUCAUAGGUUGUGGUGGCAGCAGCCUUCGUGACAGAUACGCCAAUCGGCCAGAGACAUACCUAGGUAUUUGCACAGAUGGAUUCCCCAAUUUCUUUCAGUCCCUGGGACCCAACUCCUUCCAGGGCGCAGGGAACCUGCUCAUCAUGAUAGAGCACACGCAUGCGUAUGUCGCACAGAUCUUAUCGCAAAUGGCGUAUGGCAAUGUCGGGCAGGUAGAGCCAAAGCGAAGGCAGGUUCUGAAUUUUACUAAUUACGCUGAGAAGUAUUUUGAGCGAACUGUCUACAGCUCCGAAUGCAACAGUUGGUACAAGUCGCCUCCACCCGGUGCGACAACUCUGCAACAGCGCAAAAAGGGUCGGGUUACUGCUCUUUGGCCGGGAAGCAGCCUUCACGCUAUCAAAGCACUUGAACAUGUGAGGUGGGAGGACUUUGAGACCACAGCAUACGAUGGUAAUGAGUUUGGAUGGUUUGGAAAUGGUUGGGCGGAGGUGGAGAAUUCUUCGGAGAGAGGCAAUCCGGAUGCAAUGGCCUGGUAUCUAGACAAGACAAUUUUUCUUGAUGCUAAUUCCUAG
Aspergillus welwitschiae is the source of this 1890-nucleotide messenger RNA. Its product is annotated as flavin-containing monooxygenase. Gene Ontology annotation, molecular function: flavin adenine dinucleotide binding; NADP binding; N,N-dimethylaniline monooxygenase activity. The record is from RefSeq and is a predicted model, not a curated record. The coding region runs from base 1 to 1890 and encodes 629 amino acids. The transcript has 3 exons. Lineage: Eukaryota; Fungi; Ascomycota; Eurotiomycetes; Eurotiales; Aspergillaceae.